Messenger RNA from Leptopilina heterotoma, 680 nucleotides. RefSeq names its product NADH dehydrogenase [ubiquinone] 1 alpha subcomplex subunit 7-like. NCBI's taxonomy places the organism in Eukaryota, Metazoa, Arthropoda, Insecta, Hymenoptera, Figitidae. The record is from RefSeq and is a predicted model, not a curated record. The transcript has 3 exons. Gene Ontology annotation, biological process: mitochondrial electron transport, NADH to ubiquinone; ATP synthesis coupled electron transport. Gene Ontology annotation, cellular component: mitochondrial inner membrane. The coding region runs from base 90 to 404 and encodes 104 amino acids.
CAAAAUUCCGAACAGCGAACACUUGCUUUAUGAAUUCAUCUUUUUAAUGAAAGUUGAUUUACCAAAAAAAUAAUAAAUAUUGUAGUAAAAUGGGUCGUGGAGUUGAACAUCGUUCUGUAACUCCUGUAAUAGAUGCUUUUCGAAAAUUUUUGCGCGGAAGACAACAUCGAAAUGCAUUGAGAUAUGCUGAUGAUCAAGCAUGUAGAACACAACCGCCACCCGAUCUACCUGGAGGACCUUUUCAUAAAACGUCUAAAAUAUAUUACUUUUCGCGUGAUGCAAGACGUGAAGUCGAACCACCUAUGGUAAUUGCUUCAGCCACCGUAAAGCAGAUCACAGACGGGGGAAACGAGAAAAUGCUAAACAAAGUUCUCACUCCAGGAAAGUCAUAUAUGCCAUCAUAGCUCUGAUAAAAUUGCUCUAAUAUAAUUUAUAAACGUAGUAAUUAAUGUAAUGUAUAGUUUGUUAAAUAAUGUGUAUAUAAUACAUUUCAUGCAACGGAGAAAACUACUCGUGUACAUAAUUAUAUUAAUGAAUGCCAAUGAAAAGAAUAUACUUUAUCUUAAUAGAACAUUUAUAUGUACGAUCAAUAAAUUGUCAUAUAAGGUUAUCUCUCGAUAAACAAAAAUAUAUUAAAUUGAGUUUUGUGAAAAGUAUAUAAUAAAGCAUCUCUAAAAAUA